AUGGACGGACAGCGACCAGCUUCACAGAAGCUUCCUGCGGGAUUAGCGGGUGUAUUGAACCCAGACGAAAACCGCGACUCGGCUUAUUACUCUAGUACAGAUGCCUCAAGCAAGCAUAACUCUGCGGCAUCAGGCGUCGUGCACCAUGCCCUCAGCCCCACGGGGUCAGGCUACCAAUCUUCGCUGGCAGACAAGACACCUUCGCCUGUCACGGCUAACAUGAUCCCUCAGCUGGUGUCGCCUGGACAGAGCAACAUGAGUGUCGCCGCCAUGGUGUCGCCAACAACCCCCGGUAGCGCUGACCCGCGUCGAUUCGAGCGCCCGACAUCACUGGAUUCCGGAGUGGUUCACGACAUGAUGGGGCCUGGAUCCCGAAGAGAGAGUGUAGACAGCCGGAUAAAUCAGGGUUUUCACGACUUGAGAUUGGGCGGGAACUCGCCAUACGCGAGUCACAACCAGUCGACUACCUCGAUCCAGAACACUCUCAACCAGCAGCGCAACCCCCGUCCCGGCUUGGACAAUCUUUCGGUACACCGCAUCUCCAAUGGAUAUCAGCCCAGCAGCGACAGAAACCCUGAGCACCCAAAGAUCAUUCGGACCGCCCCGGCCAUUACAGGCCCUGCGACGAGCAACAUCGCCCGAGCUGCGGAGCCCACCAAGGGUCAGGCAUGGGCUUUCCCAGAGGAAGAAAUACAACGAAUCAGCCACCACGAGCAGUACUUGGACUCGAGACGUAGUAGUAUCGCCGAGUCCAUAGCCAGCAGCCAGUUCACCACGGAAUCGAGACUACCGCCUGGCCAGAGACGUUUGGACGAGCCUGCCGACUUCAACAACCGUUUAUCAAGCACCUCUUCCGAUUUUCCUCCCGUCCAUCAUCACUCCCUGCAGCUCAAGCAAAUUGGAGAUCUGCGCGACGACGAUGCCGCAUCGCGGACGGGCUCACAACCUUACAGCCGCACGCCUGAGCUGCGGAAGAGUCACAAGUUGGCGGAACGCAAGAGAAGGACGGAGAUGAAGGAAUUGUUCGACCAACUCCGCGAUUUGAUGCCACAGGAGCGAGGUUCCAAAGCGUCAAAGUGGGAAAUUCUUACCAAAGCUAUUUCCGAGCACCAACGAAUGGCAGACGUCAUGCGCAUGGUGCAGUCGCAAAACACAACGUUGGCCCAGGAGAAUGACGGACUGCGACAAGACAACCACAACUUGCGCGUAGACAUUCAGCGUCUCCAGAAUGAGCUGCACAACACGAGGCUGCAACAGUCCCCCACAGGCCAGGCGCCGCCUCAAUCCCAAGUCCCUCCCCCUCAAGCGGUCGGGUAUCAGGCGGAUCCUUACGCGGCCCGCCGUGAGCUGCCACCAAUUCGAGGGCUGAACGGCAACAUGCCCAACGGGCCUGACUCAAUGACGGGCGUCCAGUACGAGGCUCCCAGAGUCAACGGCUAUCGUCCCGAGAGGUACUGA
Molecule: messenger RNA, 1458 nt
Organism: Colletotrichum phormii
Lineage: Eukaryota; Fungi; Ascomycota; Sordariomycetes; Glomerellales; Glomerellaceae
Product: helix-loop-helix DNA-binding domain-containing protein
Exons: 3
Coding region: 1-1458 (485 amino acids)
Biological process (GO): positive regulation of transcription by RNA polymerase II
Cellular component (GO): RNA polymerase II transcription regulator complex
Molecular function (GO): protein dimerization activity; DNA-binding transcription factor activity
Source: RefSeq, a predicted model, not a curated record